Messenger RNA from Spirodela intermedia, 1618 nucleotides. Lineage: Eukaryota; Viridiplantae; Streptophyta; Magnoliopsida; Alismatales; Araceae. The record is from the annotation of a GenBank genome assembly.
AUGGCGCGGCGGCUGAAAAUGUUCUCUCUCUUUCCCCUCCUCAUUGUGGUUUUGCUGUUGAAGGGCGUGACGGUGGGGAGGGCCCAGUCGGGGUGUGCCGCGAGGACUUUCGCCGGCAACCGCAAAUACGGCCUCUGCAGCGAGCUCCCCAGGCUCGGAUCCACCCUACACUAUACUCACGACACAGGGUCCUCCCUCCUCCGGCUGGCGUUCUCUGCGACUCCUUCCGCCUCCGGGGGGUGGAUCUCCUGGGGAAUCAACCCAAACGACCUGAAAAUGAUCGGCACGCAGGCGCUCCUCGCCUUCCGCACUUCAAACGGCUCCAUUGACGUCGACACCUACAAUAUUAGUUCCUAUAAGGUGCGCAAGUCCAAGAUCGACUACGAGGUCUCAGAUCUGGAGGCGGAGUAUGGAUCUGAUGGAGUGAUGACGAUCUUCGCCACCAUGAAGCUGCCUGCGGGGACAACGAAGGUGAACCAGGUGUGGCAGGUCGGUCCAUCCGUUCAAGACGGCAACCCCAUGAGGCACUCAUUCGAUCCAGCGAACUUGGCAGCCAGAGCCACCCUGGAUUUAGCCGCCGGCGGCGUCUCUUCAGAUGGUACCACCAGCUCGAGGCUUCGCAGGGCAAAUGUGAGAAUGCUACCACUCCUACGCCCUCUCACUGUGCAUAAUUCCUCCGUCUCAGAACGCAUUUUCUGGCUAUUUACUCGACAGAAUCUAGAUUUUCUUGCCGUAGACUAUGGAAUCAGUUCGGCAUUUCUCCUUCAAAAGUUUCGGAUUAGAUUUGUUGGAGCCUCGUUUGACAUAAUCUUCGGUGUAGUGAUGGCCUGCCGCGAGAAAUCGAGUCAUCUCUUCAUGAAUCCCGCUUCUCUGAUGUUUCUUAUCUCAUGCGACGGUUCAAUUUUAGAAAAUUUACAUGAAUGUUUGGCUCCACGCUCUUCUGGAAUCCUAUCUAGUCACUCGUCGAGGUUUUGUUGGGCAGAUUCAUGGGGUCCUGAACGCCGUGGGCUGGGGAGUCCUCAUCCCUACCGGUGCGAUCAUUGCGAGAUACCUGAGGACCGUUAAGUCCGCAGACCCUGCCUGGUUCUACCUUCACGUGGCGUGCCAGCUCUCCGGCUACUCCCUGGGGGUCGCCGGCUGGGCCACAGGCCUCAAGCUGGGGAAGGAUUCGGAAGGAGUCCAGCACACCACGCAUCGCAACCUCGGGAUCGCCCUCUUCUGCGUCGCAACCCUCCAGGUUGGUCAUCUCCUUCCCCUUCUUCCUCCUCGUCGGAUCCCCCUUUCCUCCUCUGGUUCUGGUCCUAGUCCUGAGCGAGUUGCUCUGCUCCAGGUUUUCGCCCUCUUUGUGAGGCCGAGCAAGGAGCACAAGUUCCGCCUCUACUGGGCAGCCUACCACCACCUGACGGGCUACGUCGUCAUCGUCCUCGGCAUCGUCAACAUCUUCCGCGGCUUUUCCAUCUUGAAGCCUGCCGACCGGUGGAAGACCACCUACAUCGCGGUGAUCGCCGCCCUGGGCGGCAUCGCCGUGCUCCUGGAGCUCGUCACCUGGGCCAUAUACCUCCGUCGGAGGCAGGGGAAGAAGACCGCCUCCAACACAGAGAAGCUCCCCACCAACUGA